Molecule: messenger RNA, 2513 nt
Organism: Gavialis gangeticus (Gharial)
Lineage: Eukaryota; Metazoa; Chordata; Crocodylia; Gavialidae
Gene: WDR38
Product: WD repeat domain 38
Exons: 9
Coding region: 525-1451 (308 amino acids)
Biological process (GO): negative regulation of transcription by RNA polymerase II
Cellular component (GO): nucleus; transcription repressor complex
Molecular function (GO): protein binding
Source: RefSeq, a predicted model, not a curated record
AGUUCACCCCUGUGCUGCUGUGAAAGUGCACGAGCUUCGCGUGUGCAAAUGGAUGGGCUCCAUUGCCUGAGCAUUUACACUGACCUGAGGCUGAAAACACCAGCACGUUAGCACUGCUCUAAGAGGGAAGAUGCGCUCCUCUGCUUUACAGCCUGAAGCCAUGAAGUGACCCUGCAGCAACCAGCCGGUGUGGGUGGAACGAACCUCCGAAGGUGCUUCUCUCAAGGGGUGCGGGGAAGGGCAGGCAUGCUGUGGUUGCUAAUCCACCCAGCGGCCUGCAGAAGAAUGCAAACUCGCUCCUGUGUCACCAAGGAGACAGCCGGGCGUCUCUGUACACAGUGUCCGUCCUGAACACCAGACGACCUAAACCAGCUCUUGACCUCCUGGAAGAGGCUGCUGCAUGAGCUGAGACCCUGCUGCCACCCCACCCCGCGGCAGGCUGGGCGGUCUGGGGAGAAGGAGCAGGUUCGCUGGCCAAGCAGCAGACAGCUAUUCCUCCCUGCCGUGCCCGAAGCCAGGCAGAGAUGUGGAGGAGCCUCUCCGAGCGCUUUGCUGUGCUGGAUGUGACGUACUUCGUGAGGCACAAAGGCGAGGUCAAUGCCUGUGCUUUCUCUGCCGACUGCCAGCACCUCCUGACUGCCUCGGACGACAGCAGGCUCUUCCUCUGGAAUGCUAAAACCGGAGAGCUGCUCUGCAAAGUCACCGGCCACGCAGGGCCAGUGAAAGACUGCAGGUUCUCUCCAGACUGCGCCCUCUUUGCCAGUGCCUCUCACGACUGCACGGUUCGAGUGUGGGACACGGCAACCGCUGAGUGCGUCCACGUGCUGGAAGGUCACUGCAAGAGCGUGGAGACCGUGCGCUUCAGCCCCGAUGCCCGGCAGCUCCUGUCAGGAGGCUGGGACCACAUGGCCAUCCUGUGGGACACGCAGUUAGGUCAGAUGUUAAGGCUCUUCUCUGGGCACCGUGAUGUCAUCGAAAGCUGCGACUUUUCCCUGAACACGCAGUACCUGGCAACUGGCUCCUGGGACUGUACAGUUAAAGUCUGGAGUUUGUGUACAGAUGGAGAUAACACUCUGGAAGGACAUCGGGGCAACGUUAGCUGUGUUUGCUUCUCCACAUCAGGAGCACUGGCAUCAGGCUCGUGGGACAAGACCGUGCGGGUCUGGAAUCCAUGCAGCGGGGUGCUCAUUUUCCUCCUGGAGGGGCAUUCAUCCUGGGUGAAGAGCGUGUCCUUCUCCAGGGACGGACUGCUGCUGGCCACUGCAGGCUAUUCAGAAAUGGUGAAAGUGUGGGACUGCAGAACAGGGAAGUGCAUAGAAACUUUAGAGGUGAUGUUGGAUCAAGCCUCUAGCUGCAUCUUCAGCCCAGAUGGUGCUCUUCUAGUCUCAGGAGCUGCCGGCCAAGAUGAACAACUGCAGGAGGGGAAAAGGGAAACCUGGAAAACAGUGUGAGGGCUAAACCAUCCUGGUUCAAUAGGGAAAGGAAAUGGUCAAGUGCCGAGUGAGAACUAGAAAGGGAUGUUAUCAGACGUGUCCAGUUCCUGAGAGCAAAUGAUCAGCCUGCCCAUGGCAGGUUGGUACAAGUCCACCUAACAGUGAUGCGCUGCUACCCAAGUGACCACAGCUCUGAACUCCAGGAAAAUCCCCUGGUGGCAUUAUGACAUCCCAUAGGUCCUUCUUGAGUAUCUGGGUCCAAUGUCUUCUACAUGGGGAUACACAGGAGUAGAAGGGCACUGAGUAAUAAAAGCACUAAGGCUUACUAAAAGUUGAACACAUGCCCAAAACAUGGACCACCUGGGACUGACUGCACUGCAUAUCAAAACAAUGCAAUGUGAAAGCAACCUGGCAACUGCCUCUUAGCUCCAAUUUAACAUUUCAAGAGGACCACUAGCUUCUCAGUAGAUGAACUAAUGCACCCAAAGUGGUAAUUCAGUACAAAACACUACCAGUUAUUCACCUGGGGAACUACAUUUAGGGGUGAAAAGCUGAAGAGUGGCCUUUCACUGUCAGAUUGCACCAUAAAACUGUAAUUGUCUUCCUGUAAUUCCUGUAAUUGUCUUCACAGUAACCGGAUACAAGCCCAAUCAUUCUUCUCACACAAGGACCUGAAAGCAGCAUGCAAAAUCCCUCCAGCCAGCACGCAGAGUGAGGGACUGGUAGAGGGGGUGGGCAGUGUAUAUAAUCAGGACAGAAAGGAGCCUGCAGAUGGCAGAGAAUACCUGAUCUCAAAGAGUCUGGUUUUCACAUCAUACCUACACUUUUCAUCUCCCGCCCACCACCACGCCCACCCAGGUGUGCGCGUAAUAAUCCACAAGUUUUGAAAAUAAAAAACGUGAUGGAGAAAGGCUGUGGUGAAUCCCAUGAAAGGUGACGCUCAGACAACUUAUGUUACAAGGCCUCAGUACAGAACGCUCAAGUUUCAGAUUAUCACAUCUUCACAGGACUGAAGUUCAAGGUAAUGAUAAAUUUUGUCAAGCCGAAAAAGCAAACUGAACCUUGUAUAAAAAAGAAAAA